ACUCUCAGUGAUUCCUACACGUGUCUUCUUUUCUGGCAUUGAGCUACUUAUUCCGGUUGCCAUAGCCGGUGCCACUCUGUCGAUCCUCUGCUAAGUCUCAGAUCUACUUUUUCAUUUUUAUUUUCUUCGUUAUUUAUAGAACUCAGAUCUACUUAUUCCUCUGUUCUUUGCAAAUUCAAAUCUGCUUUUCUAAUGUUUAACAUUUUGGUAGCUUCUUGUUGGCUGGAAAAUGAUGGGCUAUUGCUGGAUUUGAAUUCUACCUGAAUUUUCUAUUCUUUGCCCAUAGAAUGGUUGCAGCUUGUGGAUGCUAUUUUCAGUUUGUUUUCUUGAAAUUUCGACUUAGACUAAACUCUGCUCUACUCCUCUCGUGAAUAGUUGGCCACCGAUGCUCACGGGUUUGCACUUUACAGGAGCAACCCAAAAAAGUACACCAUCAUCUCUAGAGUCUGGACCAAUAGUGAUUAUCCAAAAUACUUCUAAAUCCAAGUUAUCAUAUAAAAUUCUUUGAUAAAAAUUUUAUUUCCUUAUCUAAGUUUCCAUUCAUGUCAAUCAUGAUGGGUUACUUUUAAUUGCUGAAUUCAUGUCAAUUACCCAACCUGAAUUCUUUCAGUAUUAUAUGGUUCUUCAUAUGUUAAAUUUCAACCUAUUAGCUUUCUUGUAUUCUUGUGAUGGGGUUGUGUGCUCAGAAGAUGCCUCUUUUUGUCAUAGCAGUGCGGUCUUCAGCAAGGAAGGUAUAUGAGCUGAUGAUUUAGGGAGGUAGUUUAGGAAUGGUCGGGUUAAUUAGGGAGUAUUAAGGAAGAAUGAACCUCCCCUGCUAUGUGUAAGGUGUUAUCAUGAUUUGCAUCAUUCCUCACUAUUGGACCAAUAGUGUAAUUAUUUUUUCUUGUCAGUGCCAUUUCACCAGUCAAAAUUAACAGAAUUGUUAACUGACGGUGAGUGAUUAACGGUUGCAACUUAAAUGAAAGUUAGAUGUCUUUGGUUUGGAUUGAUAUCUUUCUUUAAGUUCUCUUACCUUAUUUUCCUAACCUAAGUGAGAAGUGUUAGCAUAUGAGUCUGGCUUUUAAUGUUAAGUUUUUAUGUUCUUGUAUUUUCAAUUCAUAUGGUAGUUUGAUUCUGCAACAGAUCCUCAUAAACUAUAUGUAGAGUCCAUAUAACACAGACUAAAAAUGCUGUGAUUUUCCUUGCCAUAGAGAGCUGAUUUGCAUGUAACAAGUACUGAUUGUUUAGCAUCGCAUAGAGGAAAUUGCUUAUUUUUUUCUAUUUAUAAGCAUCUUGUGUUGCAUAGCUUGUGAUUUGGUAGAGUUCUUUGCAGGAAAGAUAGAAAACAAAAUAGAAGUUGCAGAUGCCUUGGUAGUUAUUUUCUUAAUCAUUUUCUUUUUCAUUUGUUUCAUUUUGAUUAUGUGUUAUCUGUAUCUAUUUCAAAUUCUUUUGCUUUAAAAGUUAUUGGACCAUAAUCCAUAAGGUUUUAAUCUCUUGGAGGUGCUCAAUUUCAAUCAGCUGGGAGAAUGACAAGAUGUUGAUCAGUCUCUUAUACCUUGUGUAGGUCUCUUUCUGUUGAGUUUUCAUCAACUAAGCUGUACCCCAGACUCCAGGGACAUCUCAAUCCAUAGUGAUUCUUUUAACUCCUCGAAGGGAAUUCAAGAGGAAAACAGAAAGCGUCAACCAUGACAAUCAGUAGCAAACCAUGGAGAUCAAUGGUAUAAUAUUUUAGACCCAGUGGUGGCGAACAUGAUUUGCUCAAUAUGUUUUUUUGUCUUGAAAUGGUGAUGAAGAGAUUUGAACCCAGUUUCCAACAUAGGUUACAUCUCUUCUGACAAUUCAGCCAAAACCAAUGUCAUUUGUGCUAGCAACCCAGUAAUGAUCUGGCAAGUCUCCGAAGUGAAGAAAUUUCAUCCAGAUCAGGCAAUGCAAAGUGGAAGAUGCAUAAAUAUUUAAGGCGAUCAAGUGCCAUAUUCUGUCAAAUUCGUUGCUAACUAACAGACAAGAAAUGUGGAAGGCCAAG
Messenger RNA from Rubroshorea leprosula, 2002 nucleotides. NCBI's taxonomy places the organism in Eukaryota, Viridiplantae, Streptophyta, Magnoliopsida, Malvales, Dipterocarpaceae. The record is from the annotation of a GenBank genome assembly.